AUGUUUCAAGCUGGGAGUGACGGUUGGGACAGUUUGACAACUCGACUGCCAAAUUAUAGGUACUGUGGCAUAGGAGUAACAGCCAUGGCAUCAGUUCUGUGUUUACUCUCCAUAGCAGUUGACCGGUACACCGCCAUCGUCUACCCGUUACGCUACAACGCCAUCAUGACGCUAUCACGUGCACGCCGUCUGACUGUUAUCAUAUGGGUGAUGUCCCUUGUCCUUUAUCUCGUUAUUCCAUGCCUGUGGCACAACGAAUGGGAGGACAUCCCAGACAGAGAUUGCUUGUACGUCAAAGUUAUGAAACGGGAAUAUCUAGGAGGCGUCAAUAACCCGAUGUUCGUGCUGGCCACCAUCUUCAUCAUGUGCCUGUAUGGCAGAAUAUUCUACAUUGCGCACAAACGGGGAAAGGAGGAUCCUAUUGGUCAAUUUGUGCCCAGGAACUCGUUGGAAGUCGAUUUGAAAAUUGCCAAAAUGGCCGCCAUCGUUUUGGGCAUUUUUGUGUUCUGUUGGUUUCCUUUUGUUGCAAUAGUCAGUAUUCAGGUCUAUGGUGAUCUUGUGUACUCAGAACCAAUGAAUGAGGCCAAUAGCUACGUUACUAACCUGCUGUUUGUCAACUCCGCUGUUAAUCCUGUGGUUUAUGCAUUUCGGUCGGAAACUUUCAUGACAGAAUUCAGAAAACUAUUACACAUAAAAGAAAAACCUCAAACCAAUGUUCAGGCACCGGCGCCAGUCAUAUUUUCAACUAUGAAUACAACAGAUACAGCGUUGUAA
Molecule: messenger RNA, 774 nt
Organism: Lingula anatina
Lineage: Eukaryota; Metazoa; Brachiopoda; Lingulata; Lingulida; Lingulidae
Product: adenosine receptor A2b-like
Biological process (GO): G protein-coupled receptor signaling pathway
Cellular component (GO): membrane
Molecular function (GO): G protein-coupled receptor activity
Source: RefSeq, a predicted model, not a curated record